Malassezia japonica is the source of this 900-nucleotide messenger RNA. It is a transcript of the gene clc1, whose product is annotated as Clathrin light chain. The record is from RefSeq and is a predicted model, not a curated record. Gene Ontology annotation, cellular component: plasma membrane; clathrin coat of trans-Golgi network vesicle; clathrin coat of coated pit. Gene Ontology annotation, molecular function: clathrin heavy chain binding; structural molecule activity. NCBI's taxonomy places the organism in Eukaryota, Fungi, Basidiomycota, Malasseziomycetes, Malasseziales, Malasseziaceae. The transcript has a single exon. The coding region runs from base 1 to 900 and encodes 299 amino acids. Gene Ontology annotation, biological process: intracellular protein transport; clathrin-dependent endocytosis.
AUGUCGUUUGAUUUUGGGCAGUUUGGCAGUGCGGAACCUGCGGACCCUACGUCCGACUUCCUGCAGCGUGAGAAGGAGGCCGCCGGUGCGAUCCUUGGCAAUGACUCGGACCUGUUUGGCUCCGGGCAGCCCGCCGGUGCUCCCGAGCACGACUUUGAGCAGCGUGCGCAAGACUUCCCUGCGUUGGACGACGAGAACGAGUUCGAGGAUGCGCUGAGCGGUGCGCCCGAGCAGCCGGUUGUGCCUGCGGCCAAGCUGGAGUCUGGGCCGAUGCUGAUGCGUGCCGACUCGCUCGCCGAGUUUGGCGAGCCGCCCGAGCCCGAGCCCGUGCCUGCGCCCGCGCCCGCGCCCGCGCCUGAGCCCGAGGCGCAGUUCGAGGCGAGCUUCCCCGAGACGGCGGACCUCGAUGCUGGCGUCGUGCCUGCGCCGCUCCCCCAGGAGCGUGCGCCCGAGCCGGCCGAGACGAUGCCGCUCGGCGACAAAAAGACGCCGUUCACCUACGACGAGCUGGACGAGGAGAGCGACGCGCUGCGUGCGUGGCGCGCCAAGCAGCAAGAAGAAAUUGCGCGGCGCGACGCGCAAUCCGAGCGCCAGCGCAGCGAGGCCGCGUCCAAGGCGGAGCAAGAGAUCGACCAGUUCUACGCGGACUACAACGCGCAGAAGGAGAAGAACAUCCGCAAGAACAAGGAGGCCGAGGCGCGCUUCCACGAGCAAAAGCAGCAGGAACUUGCCGAAGGCACGACCUGGACGCGCAUCACCAAGCUGCUCGACCUGCAAAACAGCCAGUCGAAGACCAUCGCCAAGGUCAGCCCCGGCUCGAGCGACCUGGCCCGCAUGAAGGAGCUCUACCUCUCCUUGCGGCGCGAGGGCGAGUCGGCGCCGGGUGCCGCGGGCUACUAA